UUGAGAAGCUGUUCAAACAGAUCAGUUAUGGUCUUCUUGGCCACCACAAAGUGUUUCAAGGGGGAAAAGUCCCCCCUGGCUGAGUCGGUGCGUCGAAGUAGGGGGGCCGCGGCCAUGGCGACUGAAAAUAUACACAGUGGUCACAGAAGGUCAAAGUAACUACUGUACUGUCCACAACAACGGUGAAACUGGAUUUCAACAUGACAGCCAUUGUGCCAUAACUUGUGGAAGCAUGUUAUGGGAUGGAUAAACAACAACAAAGCUCUAGUGUCAACUGUCUUAAUUGUGUGUGUAGAUGGCCUCUAAUGACCCUGCUGACCCCUCUGGCGACCCCCAGCCUGGGGACCUCAUUGAGAUCUUCAGGCCAGCCUAUCAGCAUUGGGCGCUCUACCUGGGAGAUGGUUAUAUCAUCAACUUGACGCCUGUUGAUGAGAGCCAGGCUGCCGCCAUGUCCAGUGUAAAGUCUGUCUUCAGCCGGAAGGCAGUGGUGCGCAUGCAACUUCUGAAGGAGGUGGUGGGAAGUGAUUCGUACCGUGUCAACAAUAAGUACGACCACAACCACACGCCCCUGCCUGUCUAUGAGAUCAUCCAGCGAGCGCAAAUCCUGAUUGGCCAGGAGGUGUGCUAUGACCUACUGGGGAGUAACUGCGAGCACUUUGUCACCUUGCUGCGCUACGGAGAAGGGGUGUCUGAGCAGGCGACAAGGGCCAUCGGGGCCAUCAGUUUGGUCACAGCAGCAGCAAGCGCCUUCUCUGUCCUGGGACUGAUUAACACUCGAUCCAGAAACAGGCCCUUCUGACAGCUUUUGUGCAGCUUCUGCAUCAAGAUAUUUUCUAUGAAAAGUCAGCAGCCUCACCAUGGGUUGUGGUUGAAGGGAAUCAUGAAUAAAAUGAAAUGUAUAAUAUCACAACACUUUUUUGGACAUCU
Molecule: messenger RNA, 927 nt
Organism: Corythoichthys intestinalis (scribbled pipefish)
Lineage: Eukaryota; Metazoa; Chordata; Actinopteri; Syngnathiformes; Syngnathidae
Gene: plaat1
Product: phospholipase A and acyltransferase 1
Exons: 5
Coding region: 296-799 (167 amino acids)
Biological process (GO): N-acylphosphatidylethanolamine metabolic process
Cellular component (GO): cytoplasm
Molecular function (GO): glycerophospholipid phospholipase A1 activity; A2-type glycerophospholipase activity
Source: RefSeq, a predicted model, not a curated record